AUUUGGCUGCAAGCGUGAGCGCGGCCCAAUCCAGCACCAACCUCGCCGCGCCGCCGUGGCCGCCUCCGCUAUCUACGUCGUCCACUUUCCCAGCCAAACCCCUCCGCCGCCGACGCCCUUCGCGAGGGUUUUAGCCACAGAUGCCUCCGCCUCGCCACGCACUCCUCUCCUCCCUCCUCCGCCUCCCCCGCGCCUCCUCCUCCCUCGCCUUCCACCCACCGCGGCCGCCUCCCACGCGCCGCCACCAGUUCGUCGCGGACCCCAACGCUGCCGCGAGCCGAAGCGGGGUCGGCGUCGGCGGCAACCCCUUGGACCCGGCGCAGCUCCUCCGGGACGACCCCGUGUCCAUCACCGCGUCGCUUUGGGUUUCCUCUUUCCGCGCCGCCGCCACCUCACCGGAAGACGCCGCGCCUCCGCCUCCGCCGCCCUCGCUGUGGCCCUUCCUAACGCGCCUGGAGCUCUGGGUGCUCGCCUACCAGAAGGCCUACGCCGACGACACAGGCUCCUACCUGCCCCGCUCCUCCAUCCCAGCCUCCACGCUCGCCUCCCUCCUCACGCUCCGCAACGCCGUCAUCGACGCCCGCUUCCGUUUCGGCAACCGCCUCACCCCCUACCUCCAGUCCCCGCGCGCCGCCGCGAACCCGGACCCCGCCACGCUCUCCAAGCGCAAGCUCCGGGCCCUCCUCACCACCCCGGGGCCGGCCCCAUUCCAGGACCGCGUCGUGCAGGAGCUGCUCCUGCUGCUGCUCGAGCCUGUCUACGAGGCGCGGUUCUCGCCCAAGUCCUUCGCCUUCCGCCCUGGGAGAUCCCCGCAUGCCGCCCUCCGUAGCAUCCGUCGGACCUGGGCGCCCUACCUCUGGUACAUCAAGGGAGACCUAUCUCCGCUGCUCGACUCCCCUGACCCUGCACUUGUGGUUGGUGCGCUCAUCCGUGAUGUGCGUGACAAGAAAGUCCUCGAUUUGAUCCGCUCGGCAUUACUCACCCCAGUGGUGACUGGGAGGCCAGGUGAUGAAGAUGCAUCGAAGAAAAAGAAGAAGAGGAAGUACCAGAAAAAGAAGGUUCUGCCGGAGGGGGAGCCGAAGCCUGAUCCCUACUGGUUGCAGACGUUCUUUGGGUUUGCACCAGAGGAAGCGCUGACACAGCCGGAUUGGGGGCAUUGUGGGGUGCUUAGCCCGUUGCUUGCUAAUGUGUGUCUGGAUGAAUUUGAUAAAUGGAUGGAUGAGAAGAUUAAGGAGUUCUACAAGCCUUCCAAAUCAGAUGUUGUGGGAGGCGAGGACGGUGUUGAGCAGGGGAAUACAUCAUGGCCAGAAUUUGUUCCCACGAGUGGGCCUGACAAAACAAGGAAGGUAGACUACAUUCGGUUUGGCGGGCAUUUCUUGAUUGGAGUGAGGGGGCCUAGGGCCGACGCCGCAAUUAUCCGAAAGCAGCUUGUUGAGUUUUGUGACCAGCGGUUCAGGAUCAAGCUUGACAAUGAGAGCCUCCCAAUUGAGCACAUCACUAAAGGGAUCAUGUUCCUUGAUCAUGUGCUGUGUCGUCGUGUUGUGUACCCAACCCUUCGUUACACAGCCACUGGAGGCAAGAUCAUCAGUGAGAAGGGGGUUGGGACUCUGCUCUCAGUGACAGCCAGUUUGAAGCAGUGCAUCAAGCAGUUCCGGAAGCUAGAGUUUUUAAAGGGAGAUCGUGAACCAGACCCACAGCCAUGCUUCCGGAUGUUCCAUGCCACACAAUCUCACACUAACUCACAAAUGAAUAAACUUCUGUUGACGAUGGCUGAAUGGUAUCGCUAUGCUGAUAACCGCAAGAAGAUCGUCAACUUUUGCUCUUACAUUAUAAGGGGGUCGUUGGCUAAGUUAUAUGCUGCUAAGUAUAAACUGCGGUCAAGAGCAAAGGUCUACAAAAUUGCAUCAAGGAAUCUUAGUCGACCAUUGAAGGAUAAGAAAGGGCAGUCGCCAGAGUACCACAAUUUGCUGAGAAUGGGUCUUAUCGACUCAAUUGAUGGACUUCAGUAUACAAGGAUGUCCAUGGUUCCUGAUCCUGACUACACACCGUUACCAAGCGGGUGGCGCCCAGACCACGAGAAGUUUUUGCUGGAGUAUAUAAAGCUCACAGAUCAACAGACACUGGAAGAGCAACGAAGUUGCAUUAGAGAGGAGGGACUUAUAACACCACAGGACCAGAUUUCAAUGCUUGUAUGGAGCUACAAGAAAAAUGCAGUUUUACUACCUUCUUCAAAAGAGAGUGAUGUCCAAGGAUCCAUAGAAGACCUUGGUUCAGAUACAGAUGAAAUGAAUAACAAGGAGCUAGGACAUGAGGGGCAUCAGGGCUUUUCACAACCUGCUGAAAUGUCAUGAGUCUCAGUGAUUUCUGUAAAAUCCCCAGGGAGCAAUUAACUUGAAAAUUUGUCGGUGCCACUGAAUUUACAGGAGGCCAACUCACUAUUGGACUACUAAGACUGGUGUAAAUGUGUAAUUCUGUGGAAUUUCUAGCAUUUUGCUGGCUGGUUCAUAACCGCCUAGCUAGAUGGUUACUUCCUACUCAAGGACAUUAUAUAUCAUGCGGUUCUAUCCGUGAAGACCAUUUCUUAAUGCUCAGGAGUGAUGCAUGAACAUGACCUUCAACCCAAGAUGCAAUUCCAGGGAAUUAGUGAAAAAUUCUCAUUAUGCUGCCAAACAGUGCAUCUGCUGCAAGGGCAGCUGCUCAUAUCAGGGACUAAGUUGGGUCUUUCUUGAUACUUCGGCCGUGCUCUAUAAUAUAAUUAGAAGAGAGCAAGAGAGAAUAGAAGUGCAGGUCAAAGCACAAAUCUUGCACAACUAACGGUAAAGCUUCCUUUUUAAGGUAUGUCUAACACAUGCUCUCUUCUAAUUAUAUUAUAGACGAAGUGCACUGCUAGCAAUAUGCUUUAGCCACUACAUAUCCAUGAUCACAAAAUACUAGCAGCUACCUGAUGAGAAUGAGAACAGAGAAUUGAACUUCUCAGGAUGUAGAAUUUAAGACAGGAUUUUCUUUUUCCUGAUGCCAUAUGUAUACGUAAUCCCUUCAGAAUAUUCGUAUGCCGAACCACUAUGCUCUUCAUCCAGAUCCACGAGCCUGGUUCUCGUUGCAUCUCUAUUGCAUGUCUCCUUGUUUAGGAUUGCAUUGAUUACACCAGUUCACCAGUGUAAUGGCAACAAAGUCAUGGCUUUGUUUCUGCCAAUGUAAUGAUCAAAAGAACAGGUACCUUCAGGCUGUUAAUAAUUGUUUGGAAUAUUCAGAUCUAGCUGGUCAUGUCAGGUGUGCAUAUGACAUCAGGAAAAAAAAUCCUGUCUUAAAUUCUACAUCCUUACAAGUUCAAUUUUCUGUUCUCUUUCUCAUAGAAAGGUAGCUACUGGAGUAGUAUUUUGUGAUCAUGGAUAUGUAGUGGCUAAAGCAUAUUGCUAACAGUGCACUUUGUCUAUAUAACAUAAUAAUUCUUUAUACCAUAUUUUCUGCAAUUAUAUCAGUCUUUAGGUCAUCUAAGGCAAACUGAAACACCAGAGCGGAUUCUGCUAAUAAUCAAUCCAACUGGAAGUAUGCAUCUUGACGCGAAGCAUCGGUCCCGUAGAGCACAUUGGGGUAUGCCAAUCAUUUAGCUCCACUAGCCUUCUGUUGUGCCAAUGGAUAUGGUAGACAUAAAGGCUCUCAGCAAUCGGGAUGAUUUUGUUUCCCACUAAAGGCCGACGAGAAGCACUUGUGAGUCCUGACCCAUGGGCUCAGGGCUUUCAGGUAUGUCCCAAUUGUGAGACUCCCUGUUGUAUCUUUUCUCCUUUUUUUUGUAUACUUCCUAUAGAAGUUCUCUUAUAGGUCAAGAAAUCUGGACUGGGUUUCCCGAUAUCAUACAGCAGUGUUACUUCCUAUAGAAGUUCUUUUAUAGGUCAAGAAGUUCUGUGAUGAAUUUAACUAAACUCUGAACAGCAACACAAGCGGAAACCCAUAGACCGUUCCUGAGUCAGGCCAUGGGGGUCUAGAUUGUGCUUCACUCCUACUACAUUUGAGAUCAGGACGCUGUGUAAAAGGCGUCUGGUGGUGGUAGGUACCCUCUAGAUCGAUUCUCUAAAUUUUCAGAAUAUAAUUUGCAACCACGAAGGGGCAAAUGACAGCAUCAAGAUGCUGCACCACUUUGACUAACUAUACUGUGACUCAAAACAGAGCUUUCAAUCUGAUUGCUUGAUCCAUCUAGUGUCAUCACAAUCGAACCGCCACUGAAAUUUGGUAUCAGACCAUCACCAACUAGGAAAUCUGGCUUUUGUCCAUGCACUUUCGCGUGUGGACGAAGGGUGGUUCCCGGUGUGGAAGGAUGGCAAUCAGCCACUAUAAUGUUCCACUCGACAAGAUGCUCCCAUCUGUUCACUACUACCAGUCAUCUAUAUGUCAUUUCCUAGUGUGUGUUUUCUCCUGUUUUCAUUCAGACAAAUUCUUUUCAUAUUUUCCUAGCUGGUAGAAGGUUGCAAAGUAGAUGCUGGAUGGAGGAUCCCCAAGCCUCCAAUUUCCAGCACGCAAUCGAGCACCAGCCACUAGCAAUUGUUUCACACUUCACAGUAGGCCCCUCUUCUGCUCGAUGGAAGUUUCUUUCAGCGCCCAAAAGCUGAUCACCACCUGCCUGCUGCAUUAGCAUGUACAGUUCAUAGUUGACUUAUGUACCUUAUAAAAAGACUAAUAAGAUCAGCAAGUUGCUGGGCUUUUCCCAAGACGAUGUUUCCCGUACAGUACAGGGUGUAGAAAAUGCACUUGACACAUUUGCUUUCAACUCCAGGUCGCAUACGAAACAUGAAUCAGACUGGGUUAUUUUCCGUGCUUUCAGAUGCAGGCAAACCUGUGGAGCAACAGCUAUCUGUUUUUGAGAGUGAAAGUUACCGUUCCUUGGAGUUACUAUUCCUACCUUGCAAAAUGAAGGAAAGCUCCAUCUUUUACCUAACUAAAAGAUUCAUGGAUGGCCGGCAGAAUAUGAACACAUAGGAAAAGAGAAAUUCAAUUUGCUGGUAACUGGCAGAGCAGCACUUGAGUCUGCGGAUGCUGGGGGGACUAGGUACGUAUCUGGUGCUGUGCUGGGGAUAAGAAUAUCAGAAUAUGUCUCUUUUUACUAGGAGGAAGUUUGUGAUGACCUAUGGACCCUAGGGGUACGUUGCCAUCAACGAGCGCGUGCUGAUUCUUUUUGUCAUCGAUCUAUUGAUCGGAGCAAUGGACGGCACAAGGAAGGAUGGAAAAGGCGUGGGAAUUUGCACCUCGCUGUUGCGAAAAAGACUAGAAAGAAAGACGCACGCUUUAUGGUGCUGUGUGCCACCGAUGCCAAGGCACAAGAUGUGUGUUCCCAAGGAAGGCAGGCAGGAGUGCUAAUCUCUGCCUUUUGCACACUGGUGAAUGGUGAUGGUUCGGUGGGCUCCCUGUGUCACAGCAAAGGUUUGGUCACCGAAUCACGACAUGUCUCGUAUUGCUGGACCGAGGGGACGGAGGUACUACUCUGAAUAGCCAUGUUGCAUCAUCAACAAUGCACUAACACGGGCUGGUAAGCUGGUUGAUGCUCCAACAGAGAGGAACAAAACGAUCUUCUGGUCAGUGUAUGGAUUAAUGGACGUUCUCCGUACUGACACAAGCAUUGUCGCCUAAACAAUCUUACUGCUAGCAGUGUUACACGUUUUCAUCUCCA
Molecule: messenger RNA, 5659 nt
Organism: Brachypodium distachyon (stiff brome)
Lineage: Eukaryota; Viridiplantae; Streptophyta; Magnoliopsida; Poales; Poaceae
Product: nuclear intron maturase 2, mitochondrial
Exons: 5
Coding region: 141-2351 (736 amino acids)
Biological process (GO): mRNA processing
Source: RefSeq, a predicted model, not a curated record